CAUUCGUUACGUUGAGUGGUGCGCAGUACGAUGCCGUGGACACUCCCUCUGAAGUAACGACUGUGGUUUGUCCUGAUGACGUCAUGAACAUAACUGAAUGCUGGACCCAUGAGACAAGAGGCGUGGUCAGCAAAAACGAAACUAUAGCAGUCGUGUGCUGUCCUGUCAGUCCCUGCAGUCCAUCCGGUCAAGCACUGCGCAUCCCCGAUGAUGCAUACUCCGAAUCGUCUUGCUCCUCUACCCACAACUGCGGCUCUGCUGCCCGUUUAGACGGUCCUUCGGUUUGGAGGCCAUCUCUGUCUAACGAAUUGCAAUGGAUACAAGUUCAGGUGGAGUAUAGUAUCGUGACGGCCAUAACCAUUCAAGGUGGACACAAAGCCUCUGGUGACUAUGAGUGGGUGACAUCCUUCACCAUUUCUUCUAGUUUGGACGGAGAAACUUGGAAUGACUAUCUCAACGUAUACUCGGGAUCAGUUGAGGUAUUUCCGGGAAAUUAUGACAAAAGUAGCCACGUGACUCACACGUUCAUUAGGCCAAUCGUUGGUCGAUAUUUUCGGAUUCAUCCUAAGACCUUUAACGGAUACAUCGCUAUGGGGAUGGUUCUCUACGGAUAUGGACCCCUAUCACCUGUUGUAGCUUUACUAAACUUGGAUGGAAAAGUUGGGUGCAGUCCUCCUGUACUUGGUGAGGGCCUUGGGGUGGAGGACGGUCGGGUACCAGACAGUAGGCUGACUUCAUCAUCGGUCAUCAGGAGAGGUUACCAUGUAGCCAGUGAGGGAAGGCUCAAUUCGAAUAGUGCCUGGGUUCCCAGUGAUUCGGACCCCAACAAGUGGGUGAAGGUGGAUCUCGGCAACGAUACUCUUGUAACAGGUAUCAUUACACAGGGACGAUACAUCGGGGUUGGUGAAAAGGUAACCUCUGUAUCUGUCUCCUACUCGAUGGACAAUACCCACUGGACAUAUGCACUUCAAGAGUUCUGUGGCACUGUAAACAGAUAUCCCGCAAACUACGACCAGGACACAUACGUGACAACGGUAUUACCCAAGCCAGUGACUGCACGAUAUGUCAGGAUUCAUACACCGACAUACUACCACCAUGCGUCUAUGAGGUUCGAAGUACUCGGCAUCAACAACUAAACCAAACAGGUUAACUACUGUCCCGGACUACUGUCUAUUUCACCUGACGUUUUCUACGAUUCUUCGAUGUGGAUUUUGUAUUAUGUGUGGUGAAAACAGUGUGGGGGGGGGAGCCACCGAUCUCUACAGAUCAGCUAGUGGAGAAGUUUGCUUGCAUGCAGCUGCUCGGAUAUCGCGUAAGGUGAUCAUUCUUAAAUUUGAUCUUUAAGCUGUUUACUUGGUUUCAUGAUAUUAGUCCGGCGACAAUUGCUCCGCUCUAAAUUCCACCCACUAAUCGAAUGACCGACAUCAACCCUGGGUCUAACACUGUAUACCCUAACCUAAAGCUAACUCUAAGCCUAAAAUAAAAACCCUAAUUGCAAUCCUAUCUCUAUAACUCUACUUCUUAGACGAAAUUAAGCCCACGGGAGCAAAUGUCGUGUUACCGCUAAGCAGUGGCGUACCGUGGGUCACGGCAUUGGGGGGGGGG
Molecule: messenger RNA, 1605 nt
Organism: Lytechinus variegatus (green sea urchin)
Lineage: Eukaryota; Metazoa; Echinodermata; Echinoidea; Temnopleuroida; Toxopneustidae
Product: lactadherin-like
Exons: 6
Coding region: 84-1136 (350 amino acids)
Source: RefSeq, a predicted model, not a curated record